Betta splendens (Siamese fighting fish) is the source of this 1446-nucleotide messenger RNA. RefSeq names its product chromosome 17 C1orf35 homolog (gene c17h1orf35). Bases 39 to 941 code for a protein of 300 amino acids. Lineage: Eukaryota; Metazoa; Chordata; Actinopteri; Anabantiformes; Osphronemidae. The transcript is spliced from 8 exons. The record is from RefSeq and is a predicted model, not a curated record.
ACGAGUUCUUUUGCACGCGUUCCGAGCCACUAUCAGAAAUGUUUGGGUCUUCAAGAUCUGGAGGAGUUCGAGGCGGACAGGACCAGUUCAACUGGGAUGACGUAAAAGUCGACAAACACAGGGAGAACUAUCUGGGGAACUCUUUGAUGGCACCAGUGGGACGGUGGCAGAAAGGCAAAGACCUGACAUGGUAUGCAAAGAACAAGGGCAGAGAUGCUUUGUCCAAAGAGGAAGAACUUGCUGCCGUCAAGGCUGCAGAACAUGACGCAAUGAUGGCUGCACUAGGACACAAGAAUAUAAAGAGGCAACCGACUGGCCUGACCAAAGAGGACCUUGUAGAGGUUUGCCGAAGGGAAGAAGUGGAUGGCGAAGAAAAAAAUGUGGACCGUGUCUCGGGCUUGGGAAGCUCAAGUGUGGGGUCAAGGAAACUGGCACUGUCUCAGAAAGAAAAAGAGGCUGCUAAAAUGGGCUUGCAAGUUUUUACACACCACAAGACUGAAGGCCGUACAGAAACCUUGACUAAAACAUCUGAAAGUGCAGAAAAAAGAGAGGAGGAGCAAAGACAUGAAAGCAAAAAGAAAAAGAAAGAAAAAAAGAGUAAAAAGGACAAAAAAAAGAAGGAAAAAAAGAAGAAAAGGGAACGAAGAGACUCUUCAUCCUCUGACUCGGACGACAACAGAAAGAGGCACAAAAAGGACCACCAUCAUCAUAAUCCAUCAUACCACAGUCAGAGUGGAGCCAGGUCCCAUGACAGCCAUUCAAGGGGGGGAGCAAAGGCCGAGCACCAGCCCUCCUACCCCCAUCAUCGACACAAGCGCCAUGACACAGACUCCUCUGAUGGGGGGUCUCCUGUCCCCCGUAACCCUGCCAGCCACAAGACGGCCCCUGCUGGUGCCGCACAAAGCCACCGGCGGCGCCACGACACAGACUCGGACGACUAAUGUCCUUCCCAUCCCCCAAAAGACACGGUGAUCUCCAGGUCCUGCAGACCUCAUUUACCCUGCACAGACAAAUGAACUGAGGAUGGAGGCAAGUCUGCCCAACAUGGUCCUGUGGUUGUUGUGUUGAAUUUGACAGCAACACACGUUAUGGGAUAAUAUCACAUAAGAAGCGAUUGUCUGUACUUCAGAGGUUGUUUUGGGGGUUUGAUUUAUCAGUCCAGUCAAGAUCAGGUAUUGCAGGUAGAAUUAUUGUAUUCCUAAGUCCUGCCCUUGUGUUUUUUUUCUUCUCAGGAAAUCUUAUUACAUUUUAGGCUAAAAAACAUUGUUGCCACAAAAACAUUUGUUUUUGUACAACGUUAGUGUUAAUCACAGCUUGAAUACAGAUUUAAUUAUUAUUCUGUGUCAGUGUGAAGAAUCUCCUUUUUAAUAGCCAUAUGUUGAAAUACAUAAAUGUCAUAUUUUUUGUUUAAAUUUUCCAAAAUGAAGAAUACCUUUUAAAAAACAA